This is a messenger RNA of Acaulospora colombiana, 245 nucleotides long. Lineage: Eukaryota; Fungi; Glomeromycota; Glomeromycetes; Diversisporales; Acaulosporaceae. The record is from the annotation of a GenBank genome assembly.
AGUUGAAAGAUGUUGCAAAUGAUUUUUUGUCAAAAAAAUCCAUUGAAGAUAUUAGGGAGAAAAUAUUACUUGAAGCCUAUAAAAAACUUAAUUCAGCAAAAAUACUUAAAAAUCAAAAACAUCAUGAAGCAGGAAAACGUGUAAUUGACGCUUUGCUGAGAUCCAAAGAGAUUAAUAUUGAAGAAUUUAGAGAAUUAUUUGCGAAUGAAGAAGAAUACGGUGAAGCCUUAGAAGCUAACGUUUAG